AUGGCGAUUGGCAAAUGGAGUAGGAAUACGAGUAAUAGAGCAAACACUUGGAAAGCAUUAUUGGAUUUAGAACAAAAACGAAUUACAAGGCCACAAGGAUCACAAUUAAUAAAAGUAAUACAAGGGGUUUGA
This is a messenger RNA of Funneliformis mosseae, 132 nucleotides long. The record is from the annotation of a GenBank genome assembly. NCBI's taxonomy places the organism in Eukaryota, Fungi, Glomeromycota, Glomeromycetes, Glomerales, Glomeraceae.